Sphenostylis stenocarpa is the source of this 255-nucleotide messenger RNA. NCBI's taxonomy places the organism in Eukaryota, Viridiplantae, Streptophyta, Magnoliopsida, Fabales, Fabaceae. The record is from the annotation of a GenBank genome assembly.
AUGGCCGAUGACUUCGAAUUCGCUGACAAAGUCCCUCCUUCCUUCGAUAGCGCGGGAAAUGCUUCAAAGGGGUUCAACCCAGGAUUAAUUGUUCUCCUGCUUGUUGGGGGAUUGCUGUUGAUAUUCCUGGUUGGAAAUUUCGUACUCUACACCUAUGCACAGAAGACAGUCCCUCCAAGAAAAAAGAAGCCAAUCUCAAAGAAGAAGAUGAAGAAGGAAAGACUGAAGCAGGGCAUCUCUGCACCUGGAGAGUAG